This is a messenger RNA of Phasianus colchicus (ring-necked pheasant), 13060 nucleotides long. RefSeq names its product epigen. NCBI's taxonomy places the organism in Eukaryota, Metazoa, Chordata, Aves, Galliformes, Phasianidae. Gene Ontology annotation, biological process: epidermal growth factor receptor signaling pathway; positive regulation of mitotic nuclear division; tetrahydrofolate interconversion. Gene Ontology annotation, cellular component: mitochondrion. Gene Ontology annotation, molecular function: methylenetetrahydrofolate dehydrogenase (NAD+) activity; methenyltetrahydrofolate cyclohydrolase activity; epidermal growth factor receptor binding. The record is from RefSeq and is a predicted model, not a curated record.
UGCUGCGUGACUAUUGUUUAAAUAGUACUGGAACUACUAUCAAAUUCACGCAUCAAAGCAUGUGCAAGCAUUCAAUGCAAUGGAUGGCGAGCUUGGAAAUGCCGUGGUUACGGACUUCCCAGACGUGACUAUCGUGUGUACUUUUGUCUUUUUAGCGAUGAAGUAACCGUUCUCUCGGGGAUAAGACUCAGGAUCCCUCACCCGCUCCCCGCAGCACUUACGCUCCAGACCGCUCACAGCUCCGUUGCCCAUCUCUGGUCACGCUCCACCGCCUCAACGCCCGUCUUGCAGCGAGUGCACCGCCCAGCCCCGCUGCCCAUCACAGCGACCGGCACCGCCCUCCCCAGCCCCUCCGGGCGGCGGCGCUUCCGCUCGGCGCAGCGCAAUGGCCGCGGCCGCCUUCUGCUCACCGUGCUCCGCGCUGCGGCCGGGCCUGGCCCCGCUGUGCCGAUGGCGGGCCCUGCCUCGCCUCGCGUCCCGCCGCGCCGGCAGCGUCCCCCGGAGCGCCGCCAGUGAUGAAGCAGCCAUUAUCUCAGGGACAAAGCUCGCUAAACAAGUCUUGAAGGAAGUUCAAAGGGAUGUGGAAUCAUGGAUAUCCUGUGGGAACAAGAGACCUCAUCUCACUGUCAUAUUAGUAGGAGACAACCCAGCUAGUCAUAUCUAUGUCAGAAAUAAGGUAAAAGCAGCUGCAGCUGUAGGAAUUUCUAGUGAGGUCAUACUGAAGCCUAAAUAUAUUUCUCAGGAAGAACUCUUGGAUAUGACAUUAAAACUCAACAAGGACUCAGCAGUUAGUGGUGUAUUAGUUCAGCUGCCUCUCCCAGACCAUAUAGAUGAGCGGACAGUUUGUAACGCUAUCGCACCUGAAAAGGAUGUGGAUGGAUUUCAUAUUAUCAACAUUGGACGUCUGUGUCUUGAUCAGCCAUCUGUAAUACCUGCCACUGCUGCUGCUGUCUGGGAAAUCAUAAAGCGGACAGGAAUACAAACAUUUGGGAAAAAUAUUGUUGUAGCUGGAAGAUCUAAGAAUGUUGGAAUGCCCAUUUCAAUGCUUCUGCAUACUGAUGGAGAGCAUGAAAGACCUGGAGGAGAUGCUACAGUGACCAUUGCACAUAGGCACACACCAAAGGAACAGCUCAAGAUCCAUACUCAACUUGCUGACAUUGUUAUAGUAGCUGCAGGUAUCCCGAAGUUGAUUACAACCGAUAUGGUCAAAGAAGGUGCAGCUGUGAUAGAUGUAGGCAUCAAUCAUAUCCACGAUCCUCUAACUGGAAAGACCAAAUUAGUUGGAGAUGUGGACUUCGAAGAAGUGAAGAAGAAGGCUGGCUUCAUCACUCCAGUGCCGGGAGGGGUGGGACCUAUGACUGUUGCAAUGCUUCUGAAGAACACGCUGAUAGUUGCUAAGAAGCUCAUUUACUAGAGGAAGUGGGCUGUCUCAAAAGAAGAAUGCAAGUUGUUCUAUUUAUUGUUAUACAAAACCUUUAUUUUUUACUAGAAAGAUAUUUAUUUCUACAUUGUAUUUAUUUUUUCAUGUAAACUAUAUUGAACUUGAUGGUUUACAAAAUGUUACAAUACUUUAUGUUACCUCCUGCUGACUUACUGUGAGCAACACUGAAUUGAAUGGUACAGACUUUGUUGGUACCAUGUUGUUUGUCAACUGUGUGCUUGGAAGUGAAGAACUAAACUUGAAUUCCAGAGCUUGAAUUAUGCUUGUAUAUUUUGAGAUGGGAUGCUAUAGGUGAGAUUAUUUAAGCAUUAGGUUCGCUCAUCUGUAUGAAAAGUAGGUUUCAACAUAGUGGAUAUCUAUUGACGAUGUGGAAUGUUCUGGGUGUAAUUUGAAGUUGGAAAACAUUUAGAUAACAGUGAUCCAGAGUCUGAAAGGAAUUAAAAGCUUAAAUUUGUUUCAGCUACCAGACAGUAGUGCUGGCGGUGAAUACAAAUGCUCAGUACACAUUUAAAGCUGUCCUGUAUACUUCAAUAUUGGCUAAACUCUCCUCUGAAAUGUAUGCAAGAUGUGUGCGUGAAGUACUUGCAGUUGUGAGGCCAGAAUUGUUUUCUUUCCAUGUCUGAAUUUGGUUGACAGUGUUUUCGUGCAUAAUGCCACAAAAAGGUUUUGAGUAGGUGUCAUGGUUGGAUUGGACUUGAGUUUGAUAGAAUGUCAUUAAAGCUGCUAUGUGUGUACUUUUUGUAUAAGAUGGAGGUGAAGAGGAAGAGAAAAUCAAAAGUUUACCUAUGGCAGAAAUGCUUGUAUUGGAAUUUAAGCCAUUUGUUUAUUCUCUUGUCUUCUGAAGCAACAUGAAGGGUUCUUAAUUCCUGGUACAAGGCUGAGCCCUACGAGUAUUUGUUGACAAUAUUUUGCUUCCUAGAGAGGACUAUGUGAGAUAAUAAUAUGCUUGCUGUAAAAGGAAAUAGAAAUCAUAAAAAUAAAUGGGAGAGGAAUGAUUAUCAGUGUGUUUCUGUACCCUAAACUUUGAGUUCCAAAGGUGGAUUCAGAAUAGUCUUGUGCAGUGUAAGAGUCAGAGAGUCAUGUUAUUGCUAGGAUGCCACUUUUAAUAUGCAUAUGUUGUAUUGACUUGAAGAGCCUACCCUGGUUCCCACUGAAGCCAGCGGGAGUCACUUUGGGCUGCUAUCUCCGUAUUUUUAUCUUGGUUGGGGUAACUUUAUUUUAAUCAAGAGCCUUUAGUGUUUGCCAGUAGAUUCAAGACCACUCAAAAAAGUAAGAAAACAAAAAGGUGUGCUAAAUACUACUUAUGUUUAUUUAAAAAAAAGAAGUACAUACCAAAAUAAAAAAAAAAAAAAGAAACGGAGCAUUGCUUCUGUGCUGCUUGUUUCUUCUGAUGCUCUUCCUGAGAGUUUUGCAUAUAUGCAUUUUUUGCAGAAUAGCUUGACAGAUCCAUUCCUAAGUGUAUGGAACCAAUGGUGCAGACACCAGCGUAUCUGUUCAAAAUGAGGGGUUAUGAGAAUGUUAGGAGUAUCCAGGUGCAGAUAAUGCUUGGAUCAUUCAAUCCAUCAUUGGCUCAGAUGGAAUAAAAUUUGCCCAUUCUGCUAACCUUUCUGUGAGAUACUUUGAUACAGUUUGGGUUGGAUUUUUCCUUUCUAUCUAAAGAGUGGAACAACAGCAGCCUUUUGCGUGUUCAUUCAUUACCUUUAUUUCACCUGUUUGUAUUGCUUUUCCAAAUCCGUGUUCAUUUACUUUGCUUUAGCUAAAAAUAGAGUCUGCAUUUUUGACGGAAUAACAACUUGAGGCAUUUUGCUUAUGUCACUGGAAUGAGUCUGCCUCUGUCAUAUCCUCCCAGCAGCUCAUAGUGCGUCCUCAGCUUUUUCUCUUUUCACCUCCCACGAGUGAGUUAGUAUGACAUAAAGCCAGCAGGACCAAGGUUUCGCUUAGUGGCAUGUUGUUUUCAGAGCUGUCAGACGCAUCUGUUCUCCAUUGCAACCUGCAGAAGGGUUAUGACUCCUAUUUCCAGCCUGCAAAGUGUGCGCAUGUGCCAGCAUCAGGCCAGGUGGGGACAGCCACAGCCUCAUCUGCUGCCCUCUUCUUGCCGCACCCACUGCACUGCCCAAUGACAGAGCCACUGCUCACAUUCACACUGGAUUAAACUCCCAUUGUGUAAAAGUAUGUUGAAAGGAAGCUCCCUGCUUAGGACUGAUAGCAAAGGUUCUGCAGGUAGCACAAACACCAGUCCUGGCAAGUGGGGAGUGCACAGGCUGCACUCGAUCAAUGUGCAGGCAUGCAGCCAUUCAGGAUACUGAAGGAAGGGAAAAGCCUCCUGGAAUGCAGCCCAUGAGCAUCAGAACACAUAAUUAAAGUGUGCAUAACCAGCUUGUGUUUUUCCCUGAGCUUAUGAAGUGGUUACGCUGAAUCCCAUACAUCACCAAAGAGCUUGGUGCAGAGGGAGAACUCAAGCUGACCGGAGUUGCUAGAGCAUCUGUCAUUAGGUUUUGGUUGAAGAAAAGAUUAAGUUUGAAAAGUUUUUUAUUUUCUGGAGCUCACAGUGGGGAAACUGAAACUUGGAGAGAACAUAGCAGCUCUCUUACGGUGAGAGUGAAGAGUUUUGAGGCUGUUGAUCUGUUCUUCCAUUAUUGAGCUGAGCCUUCCUGGUGAUCUGCGUGAUCUGCCCCAGUGCUACAUAACAACGUUGCAGUGGGAGCAGUCCUGCUUGUUCUUAGCUGCUUGUGACAAAAGAAUUGACAGCAUUUAGGGCUGUGGAGAGUGGUGUUAAGAAACGUGUAUAUCAGGUAUUAAAGACCUACAAAUACUUAAUGUAAAAAGCAUGAUCACUCUCACUGUGUGUCUGCACAGCUCCAGGUGGCCACCCUUGCACAGCUCCAGCUGCGAUCAAAGGCCUUUUGCUGGCAGUCACUGAUGGGGAAUAUCACCGUUAUCUGUCUGAUCACUUCUCAGUCUCAGCACGACUGUUCUCACCAUUCCUUUUCUGAAUGAGGAGGAGCUGAAUGCAGGAGGAACUGGAGCACAGCAGGGGCUGGACCCUGGCUCCUGGCAUCUGGAGCCACAGGCUGAACGCUGACCACCCCCUUUGGAAGUAAUGUAAGGCUUUAUCACCGAGGGACCAAAGAUCUCAUUUUUCACAAUAUUGUUUGUUUUGCAACCUUCUGGUUUUGCCGUAUAUCAUUGAUCUGCUCUGGCAGAUGCCAGGUCUCUCUAAAACUACAUCUCUGCAUGCACAACAAUGCCCACGGGUAAUAGGAAACUGGGGUUUCAAGAGAAAACCUGAUCCCAGUGCUAGAUAAUAGCAGUUUCCUAAAUAAAUGUGUGGUUGCCCUAAGGGCUGAGCUUGCUGCCAGACGCACCUUUUUUUGAUUGGUGAGAGCAGCAAAUGACGCUUCGUGGCGUAUAAGUGCAAGAGAAAACACAGCAGCACAGAUAAGUGGAGCCAACGAGCACCAGCAAAGGAGAGUUGCAAAGGUGCUAAAGCAACUGCUUGCCAUGGCAUUUGGAAUGCUCAUCUACAUUUUGCUGAAAGGUGGGUUUGGAGGGGCUUUUCCAUGUCGUGGUAUACCUGAGGAAGAGAUUAGUCUUUCUGAAAUAAGCUGUAGGGGUGGGAAUCGUGGCAGUGUGAAGCAGAUUUGUUUCACUUCUUUUUGAAACUGGACAAGGUUUUAAAGAUGGAAUGGAACCAAGGCCUGGCUAAAAGAAAUUUCUGUGUUAAAUAGGUACAACGUUAUUUGUAGUACAUUGCAGGUAUCUGUGCCAUAAGUUACAUAAAUAAUAGAAUGGAGAACAGAGUGGAUGUGCGUUUGGGGAUUCUGCAAAUGUUUGUUUUCCCUACAAUCAUAAUAGUAGCUCUGUAACAAAAGGAGGUUUGAGGCAAGAAUUUCCUAAACCGUGCAUUUCUGCAUUGCAUCAGAAGUGCAUGGAAUGAGUAAAUGUUAUCUGGAUGAAAUGAACCUUGAAUAGCCAUGCUGAGUUUUCUGUUUCAGUCAGCAUCUGUUUGCAUUACACAGCAAUGGGGGCACUGAGUGAGGACGCGGCUCUCACUGUUUCAUCCCUCAGCACAGAACUGUGGAAUAGCUGGACGAAAAACAACACUGAAGGUAUUUGUGCUUUGUUCUGUUUAUUAAUCACUGAGUAAAAGGAGAUAUUUUGAGGCUGUUUGGGAUAGAUUGCCUGCAAUUUUGAUGGUCAUUUUUAUUUUCAGUAAUACCUGGUUUCUGUCUGCCUUCAGUCUGAAUCUUUAUGCACUCAAGUGAGAAUGCAGCAAACCAACGUAAAGUGAUGCCACGUUCAUUGCUGUUACUCAGGAGUUUUUCUUUGUUGCAGUUUUGCUCUUGGCUAUCACAGCUUCUGCAGCCCUUCUCAGAGUGCUAGCUCUCUUUUCUCUUUCUAUUCUGACUGAAAUGUGAACUCAAGCUAUUUACCUGCCAACAUCUGAGCCCAGAGCACUGUGUUUAACCUGCCAGCUGCAUUCUUGAUGUUACUUCAGGUGCUAAUGAUGUCAUUGCUUUGGGGAGAGCCAUGCAAUCUGGACCUGAGGUUUUGGCAGGUCAGUAAAGGAGGAAAGGAUUUGAACUGUGAUACUCAUUAAUGUCUUUGUACUUUUAAAAGAACAUAUUGCAUACGAAUCAUCUUGUGCUAAUUUUAGGUCAUCUGUCGUGCAAGCUUUCUUAGCAGAUCCAUAUGCUGUUUAUUUUUUCUCAUAACAAGUCAAGCUGCUGAGCUCUGUUCUCUUCUUUUAUCUAGUUUCUCACAGUGGUACAGUUUUACAGAUACAUGUGCAUUCAUAUGUAUGCUAUAAAUGUUACACUAUUACUCUGUGUAAUAUAUAUACAGAUGCUCACACAUACACAUACACACACACAUAUAAAUAUACAGACUUACAGAAGUCAAGGUGCUGUUGAUUUUUUGAUAGCAGCAGUUUGACCUAGCAGUACAACACUUGCAUGCUGGCUUAGUGAUUUGUCUGUGAUAUGGUUCUUCCAGAGCAUACAGGAAUUUAAUGAACUAUGUAAUAUGUGUUGUUACUCCAGAAGUACCCAGUAGUAUUUCUAGAAAGCAGGAAUUAUAGGUCAGAUUUUAACAAAUAAGAGAUUUUUGUUUACAGGAGCACAACCAUGACUGCCAUUGUUCCAUGUGUAUUUAUGCUAGUUGCAGUUGUGCAAAUCAACUAGGUACCCAUGCUUGUAGUUAGAGAAUGUUUCCCUUGGAAACAUCAGGCAAGAAGAUGAGAAAGAAAUGCCAGAAGAAUCACCAAAGAAAUUGAAUUCCUGGGUAGGACUCACUGGAGGAGCUGGCAGUUUUCUGUGGGAGGUUCAUUUCUGCUCAAGGAAGAACAAAAUCUAUUUGCAUCCCUCCUACAAGAUCAUGUCCUGUUUCCUUAUUUUAUACCUCACAUGGGCCUGUGUAGCUGUGCCAGGGCUAGGAAACGUUAGGCUCCAUGAUCACAGAAUCAUAGAAUCACCAAGGUUGCUAAGGACCUCUAAGAUCAUCCAAUCUAACCAUUUAGCUAUCCCCAAUAGUUCCCACUAUACCGUGUCUCUCAGUACAACAUCUACCCUUUCCCUGAAGAUUCCCAGGGACAGUGCCUCAACCACCUCCCUGAGCAGCCCAUGCCAGCACUUCAGCACUCUUCUGGAGAAUAAAUUUUUCUUAACAUUCAACCUGCAUCUCCCGUGGUGCAGCUUGAGGCUGUUUCAUCUCGUCCUAUCGCUAGUUAUGCAGGAGAAAAGGCCAAUCCCCACCUCACCACAACCUCCUUUGAGGCAGUUGUAGAGAGCCAUAAGGAAUUUCCUGAGCCUCCUCUUCUCAGACAGAACAAUCCCAGUUCCCUUAGCUGUUCCCCAUAAGACUUUUGCACCAGACUCUGCACAACUGUUGCCCUUUUCUCAAUGUGCUCCAUGGCCUCGAUGUCUUUCUUGUAGUGAGGAGUCCAAAACAGAAUGGAGUACUCAAGGUUCAAGGUGGAUCAGACACAGGGGAAAACGAUGGUGGAGAGGAUGCUUGGCUGGGAGCUGACUAAGCAGGAAUAGAGAAUUUCAGGCACAGCUUCAGCUGAAGGGAGGUCUUUGUAGCCUUCCUCUAUGUGACUGUAGGGAAUGUUCCGACCCUGAAUCUGACUCAUUCCCUCCCCUUCUGAUGCUCUCAUUCUUCUCUGAGCACCAUAUUGAAGGCUGAGCUGUCGUGGCCUUGGUGGCUCGCUCUUCUUGUUGCCACUUGGUUUGUGUUGACGCGCCUUGGCUUUCAGGUACCUGCAGGUUUUAACUUCGUGUCAUAUCUUGCCAGGUGGAUCUGUUUGAGUGACUCAAUUGCAGGCAGCUGUCAGGUGCUUACACAGCAUGCUUGUCUGUCUUUCCUCACGGGACUUGAAAGGCACAUGUGUUUGUUCAACAGCUUGCUUAGUAUCGAGGUGGAUAACGUGAUAGGAGUUAGCAUCAUGCUAUGGGAUGGGUUAGAAAAUCUUUGUUUUUGAGACUCAUCAUUCUUUUGAAGGUCAUCAUUUGUACUUUUGCAAUGUCAGAAUAAUUAACACUUAGGAUUUGUUCGUGUACGCAUAGGAUCAGAUCUUGCAACCAAAACUGGACCAAGCUCUUGCUACUGACAACGAUGGAGGCUGUGGUCUGUGCAACAAAGUGUCUGUCUCCAGCACUUUCUAUUCAGGCUUCUGUUUUGGGCUGACCUUUGUUUCUAAGACAAUGUUAACCACCACGGUCCACAGGGGAAAGACGUUUUCCUGCUUACAGGAAGGCAGCUUUCCUCAGCAGUGGGUGGAUGGUAGGCUGCCAUCUCCUGGCAGAAGUGGUGUAAAUGAGGAUAUUGGGCUGAGGUCUCAGCAGAGGCACCUACACAUCCUACAUAUCUGACACUUGUAUUUGCACCUUUUCCAUUUUUUUCUUUAUGGCAGAGACCUAAGGGCAAUACUAUGACAAUGCAAUAAACAUCUUCUCAGAGCCAGGUGGAAGAGCAGCAGGGAUGGGCAGUGAAAGAUUUUACUUGAGGGUCAGGUUGAACUGCUUCAUACUGUGUGGUUUGGCCCUGUUGUGCUGGAAACUGAGGAGAGCCAUGAAUGAGUGUGAAUGGCUUGUUCCCUGAAGCUCUCGCUUGCAACAUCAUGAAAAUCAGCCCUUGCAGUUCUCCUCAGCAUGCUGCUCCUUGCAGACGUUCUUGCCAUGUGUUUUAUCUCGUACUUUCCCCAGCAAUGAGCAUCAUAUUCAUCAUACUGUCCUGUGGACUGAGUAGCAUCAUGAAUCUCUUCUCAUGAGAUCAGCCUCUCCUAAUCUACCUCUCCAAGGCCUGGUCCUCUCCUGAUUGUGCUCUUGGCCAGUGAGCCCAAUGUCUUGACUAGCAUCUCUAGAGUGUGUCUGCAGUGCUCCCAUGCCAACCAAAUGGGUACCAGAGCUCCGUAUUGGAGCUUGUGUGCCAUCACUGCUGGAGGCUCCCUCACAGAGAACAUGAUCUAGGAUCCUGAGUGUGUCUGCCCUGCAUGAGGCUUUCUGAGCAGGGACAGCAUGCUGGUUCCAGUAGAUGGGCACAGGCUAGCAGUUGUAGCGUUGUUACUUCAUUACUGUUACAGUGUGUAAUACAGAGAAUAGGGCAUAACCUUUGGCCCCUCCGUUAGCAUGUGUGUCAUUUUAUAACUGGUACAAAAAUGUGCAUCUGAGGUAUACCUUCUAGCACUGUUUCUAACUGUAGGUCUGCUUUAUCCCUAGCGUAAAGAUGACUUGUGAAUCUUUUUUUUCUUUUAAUCAUGCAAUUUUCUUAGCCAACAACAAUUUCAUUUUCAAAAGAAGUUGAUUUCUACCACUUCCACAGCUUUCCCUGGAAACAAGGAGCUAGUCCAUCUGUGCUUUUCCAAGAAGAUUUGAAUUGUCACUUGUUCUCUGUAAGUCUCUCCAAGUCAGGUUUCUCUCUCAGAUUUUAGAGGACACUAUUUUCAAAGCUUUGAUGUUCAAUUGGAUUAGUAGUGACAGCAUCAAACCUGUUUGAUAUCCAAACCAACUUCAUGGCUGAAGUUGUGAAGUGCCUCAGCAGGUCAUAGCGUAGAGCAGCUGUUUACCGUCACUUGCCAUGUUUGGGAUGCAGCAGCACAAAGGACAAAAAGUCACCAAGCUGAGUGCACAGUUCGAUCAUGGCUAAGGAAUGACUCAGAUUAGAGUUUGCUCAGGAAAUGGGGGAAUUGGUCUUACUGCUCCUGAAAAAUGUGUCUUGACAUCUCGAGUUGACCACAGAAGGGCUGGAGGCGUACAUAUCUGACAGUCUGUUCUUCAGUGUACCAUCUCUGAAGCUUGAUUCAGCACUUAGUCAGAAGGAGGGUUUCUGCUGUUGCCCCAUUGCUUCAUCGCUGAGCAGACCUUGUCACCUUCCUGCAUGAUGUUAUUUUGAUUGUGGUCAUCACAGAAACGUGGUGUUGGCAUAUGCUCAGUUAGGAAAUCGCCAUCAGUCAUCUCUAGGACAGUCCCCUGAAAUACUAAGACCCUCAAGUUUAAACACUGAGCAAUUGUGGCCCUGGCUUACUCUCACAUAGAAAGGCCACGUGGGGAGUGCUGAUUACUUAAAACCAUAACUGGACACUCUGCUAACAUAGAACCAUGGAGAACCAUUCAUCACUAAAUUGUAGCUGCAGCACUGAUAGACAGGAAUGCACUGAUUUGUCUUGGGAUUGGAAGAAAAAAAAUAAUUCAUUAUUUGAAUUCUAGCAGGGAAACAUACUGAGAAUAACUCUAUGCUGCCAUUGUAACCCCCGAUGUUUUGGGAUAUUUUUUUCUGAUGGAUUGCAUGUUGGAUAAUGCCAAUGUUAGCCAGGGUGAAUCUUCCAUAAUCAUUUUUAUACACACCCCUCAUUAGGAAUUAAUUUAUUAACAAUUUGUUCUUCCUCCAAAGCCAAAUUGAUAUGUUGCAGAAGUUUGUUCUGAUAAGCAUUGUGUGAACCAUCUUGAGAGACGCAUCACAGCAAACUUAAUAUAUUAAGUUUGUUUCUGCAGGAGAUGUCUGUUCAUCUUGAGUUGUGAAAAUGCUUACAAAUGCUUUCGUUUUUGUACUUUUUCUAGAUGUAACAUGGCUUUUUUCUGUGUUCACAGCAGAAUAUGCAGAGCAACCAAGGCUCCUGAAGCUCAUGCAGGCCUGUCUGGAGGAACACCACAGUUAUUGCAUAAAUGGGCUCUGUGCUUUCCACAACGAACUGAGGAAACCCAUAUGCAAGUAAAGAGCAUUGCUUUUAAGUACCCUUCUUAGAGAACUGCCAACAGUGGCACUGUUUCUUUGUCUGCCACAGGUUAUUGUAAUUUUCAGCAAAGCAAAACUUACAUGUGCCAGUGAAGUUUUUUCAGGCUUCAAAUUUGGCGAAGUCUGGAACGCUAUUGGGAUACCAAGGAAAGGGGAGGGAGAGGUGUUGACUUGAUGGUAUCUCACAUCAGAACUGUGAAGGGGCCAGGAUAUUAGAAGAUGUCAGCUGAAGCUCCAUCACUUCAUAGCUAUUUCCGUACCAAUCAGAACCAUGGUGUGCAUCUCUAAAGUACUGAACAACUUUGGAGAUCACAGGAGCUGAGAAUCAGCAGGGCACACAACUCUUUGUCCACACCCUCUGCUAUGAGGGUAUGUUUAGAUGGUAUUUGGUGCUGUGACUGCAGUACUGGAGCUAGCUUUAAACUAGAUGGACUGGGACAACUGGUAGUCUUGAGGAAGAGGCUCUGACCAAGCACCACAUUCAGCCCUUCCUCGUUCAGACUCAUUCUACAUGGUUUAAAACUACUUAAAACCAACAUGUAUUUCUGAAAUAGAGAGCAGAAGUUCUGAAUAGUUUUUACAUGGUGUAUCUUUAUUCUGCAGGUGCCUUGCAGGUUACAAUGGAGAGAGGUGUGAACAUUUAACACUGAAUUCCUAUGCGCAUAAUUCUUAUGAGCGCUACAUUGCUGUGGGAAUUGGCAUAGGAAUACUCACAAGUGGGAUACUUGCAAUCAUCUACUGCUACGUAAGAAAGAGGUAUGGGAAAUAUGUAACCUCAUUGCAUUGAUCUGAUUUAUGGGGGGAGGAGAACAGUGUUGUACAACAGCAUUGGGAGCACGUUCUUGUCACUGCUGUGUGAUCUUAAAGGCACCGAUGCUCAGUACUUCUGCUGUCUGUUCUGCCAGUUGUAUAGCACAGUACAAUUUUACUUAAAGUGGUUUUCACUGGGGCUUCUUCAGUGAGUUAAGCAAUUAGAUUGAGUUCUGUUCAAACUACUAUCGUUUCAAAUUUGUCUAAUGAAAAUGUUACCAAUGUCUUCUAUUUUAGAUGCAGGAAAUUGAAAUCUCCCUACAAAGUCUGCAUGGGAGAGACAGCGCUGUGAAGCCCUGGCAUCAAAAUGUUUACCAGUGUGUCUGUAAACAAGAGGCAGUUCUGUUUCGAGGGCCACUCCACGCAGUCUAGCAAUGCCCCAGCCUCGCUGAUGGGAUGAAAUAAAGAGAAUGACAGAGUGAGGGCAUGAAUGGAGCUCCUGCAGAACUGAUGGGCUCCAUUUGCUUCUGAAGAAAGACUUAAUGUUUUUAGACAAGGUUGCUAGAUGAGCGGGUCAGAACAGCGGAGAAUACUUGCAGCCUUCUCAACGUUCUCCUGUGCUUCAGAUUUGAUGAGGGGAGAAUUGAUUUCUUUCACCUAUUUUCAGUCAUUUCAAGCCCUACUGGAGUAUUCUGCUCUGCUCUUUUCUAUCUUUUUUUUUUCCUUCCCCUUUCUGCUCUGGAGGAGAAAGACCACCUGUUUCACAAUGGAACUGUAUUCUGAACAUCACAUGCUGAUGGGAAGCUGUCUGGAUUCUGCUGUCACACUGUUGACUGCCUUUCAAAAGGAACUGGACAUCUUUCUUCCAAUGGAUUAUUGAGUGCACUCACAACAAAGAACAGAACUCCUCCCAAACAUCAUAGGGUGGCUCAUUACAUUCCUGAAACUUAAAGCAAAACUUGCCUUGCUGCACUCUGAUUUCAGAGCAGGACUCUGGUUGCUACAGAAGUUGGAAUUAUGUUAUGAAAUUUGCUAGAGCUUUGCCAAGGAAGCAGAACAGCUUUACUACUUUCUCAUAUUACAUGCACAAUGUGAUCACUCAAAUAAGAAGGAAUGAAAUGAGCAUAGGGAUUUUAUUCCACCCCAGCCAGACAGGUAAUUUAUUAUCAGAUGCUUGUUUUGCUUCAUCUUUCCUACAGAGAAGUGCAAAGGCAAGAAGAGAAGAUUUUGUUCAAAGAGAAGGGAAGAAAAUUGGUUCCAAUGAUGCUGACACUAACUGUGAUUUCUCACUGUUAUUUGGAGUUGCCUGCCAAUGCUAAUGGGACUGGAGAUGGCUCCCAGAUACUUUUUUCAUUUCAGCUGUUGCACGUUGUAGGCACAUCUUCCAUGCUUAGUCAUCUACAAGGAAAAAACAGUUAGGUACCUUGGCAAUCUUUGUGAUUGUUAUGGAAUGAUACAGGCUCCUAAUUUAGAUGAAUUGCUGGGAAGUUUAAUUUCUUUGUUGCAUGAGUUUGUUUUUACCAAACGAUGAAUAUGAUUCCUUUAUUAAAACAAAAAACAACAACAACAACAAAACCAACUGAGUAUUUAUAAGACUACAGUGGUAGUGGUGAAAUGUAUAUGAAAGACUAGGUUUUA